Molecule: messenger RNA, 2646 nt
Organism: Oncorhynchus kisutch (coho salmon)
Lineage: Eukaryota; Metazoa; Chordata; Actinopteri; Salmoniformes; Salmonidae
Product: N-acylethanolamine-hydrolyzing acid amidase
Exons: 11
Coding region: 1079-2134 (351 amino acids)
Biological process (GO): fatty acid metabolic process
Cellular component (GO): lysosome
Molecular function (GO): fatty acid amide hydrolase activity
Source: RefSeq, a predicted model, not a curated record
CGCUUGCUUGUGACUUGGAUGCAUUCAAGAUCUGCAAUGUGUCACAUUGUUUCGGCUUUUUGAUUGAGCACAUCAAGAUAUAAAUAGUCAAUGUGACUUUUUCUAAUCACAGUCACAAUUAUUUCUUUCUUAUGAAGCAUUGUUUUGCUGUAGGCUUAACGAAAAAAGCAUUUUUAUGAGAAAAUUAUAAUGAAACUGUUUUGCUCUGAGACCGGAUGUGCGUUCAGUUCACUUGAACGUUUGCUACGUUGAAGAACGGUUUGUACUGAACGACACGUUACCCGCAAACGUUAUUGUAUGUUCUUGAACAGACUUCGAACUACGGUUUCUCCGGUUUGGUGGGUGUGGCUUUAAGCAAUGAGUGACGUUUUAAAGGGGAGUGGCUAUUCUAACAGCGUUCCCCAACUGGUUGUGCAGCAGAUAUGCGGUUGUCAGAUGAUAUACUCUCACCUUGAAGCGGCAAUCUGCAGUUUAAACAACAACAAAGAUUUGGCAAUUUUUUAUUGUACCUUUACUAGGCAAGUCAGUUAAGAACAAAUUCUUAUUUUCAAUGACGGCCUAGGAACAGUGGGUUAAUUGCCUGUUCAGGGGCAGAACGACAGAUUUUGUACCUUCUCAGCUAGUCCAAUGCUCUAACGACUAGGCUACCCUGCCGCCCCAAACGGCUGAGGCUGGAGAAUUGUAACCACAGAAUUCAAAGACAGAGCUAUUGAUUAAAGAACUGACCAUCCAUGAGAUCAUUAAAAGUUUUAACCAUGUUUUGAAGCUAUAUAGAGUUUGUUUACAAAGGAGUAAAACAAGUGUAUAUUUUGGAUUCUGAUGGAGUUACAGUUUAACUAAGUCCAUGAACAAUGUGUAAGAUAUACUCUACAAUAAUCAAUUGCUAUAUAUCAUUAAUUUAAAUGUCCGGAAAUGUUACAAUCGCAGAUUGCCCCUUUAACCAUGCUCACAGGCGCUACCCCAAAAGAGAAACAGGAAGUUAUGGAGAAGUUGCAACGAUGUUGCCUGUAAAGUUGCGCCCAUUUGAAUUGGAACGCACAAGUUCCUAGGCUACUGCCAUAUCCGCGAAAAGGGCACGAUGUUAUCAACAUUGCUCCUGCUUGGUCUGGUCGUUUCAUGUGAGUCAGACUUCGCUCCAGCUGUGGUCAACGUCAGCUUGGAUGAUCCCCCAGAAGUGCGAUGGGCGCCUCUAUUUAAAGUUUUUGAUGUCGACUACCUGGUGAAAGCAGGUGCUGAAGUGAUUGAUGCCACUGUUCCAAAAUGGGUGCAUCAUGCGGUAACUCCGGUUGUGGAGGCCUUGGAGAAGUAUGUACCACCUCCAUACGCAGGGGAGAUCAGAGGAAUGGCCUCAUAUUUUCGAGGGAGCCUUUCCGAUAUCAUCCUUCUCAACUUUGCCUAUGAGAUAUCCGCGUUUUGCACUAGUAUUGUAGCUCAGGACACAAGUGGACGUUUGUAUCAUGGCAGGAACCUUGACUACCCACAUGAUAUACUCCGGAAUCUCACCAUCAAUGUUCUCUUUCUCAAAAAUGGAACGGUGGCUUAUCGUGGUACAUCUUUUGCUGGCUAUGUCGGGCUGUGGACCGGACAGAGUCCAAAUAAAUUCACAGUCUCUGGUGACCAGCGUGGUGAAGACCACUGGUGGAAUUGGUGGAAGAACUGGGUCUCUGCUUUCCUGCUGAAAAGAUCUCCAGUCAGCUGGCUGGUGAGAGAGACGUUGGAGGAAGCAGCAGACUUUCAGGAUGCUGUGAUGCGGCUGUCCAAAAUCCCAAUCAUCACAAGUGUGUACUACAUCGUUGCCGGAGUAAAGCCUGGGGAAGGAGUGGUGGUUACCAGGGACAGGAAGGGCCCAGCUGAUAUCUGGCCUCUGGAACCCUUAAAUGGAGGGUGGUUCAGAGUAGAGACCAACUUCGAUCACUGGCUGCCGCCUCCUGCAAAGGAUCAUCGCAGAGAUGCAGCCAACAAAGCAUUAAAUGCAACUGGUCAAGAUAAUAUCAAUAUGGAUACAAUGUAUAAGGUCCUGUCAAUGAACCCAGUAUGUAACAGGAUUACUGUUUUCACAACAACAAUGAGUGCAGCCAGCCCUGAGAAAUACAACACAGAGGUCAGACCAGAGGGCUGCCAUAGCAAUGAAUAAAGCUGAGUCGUGGACCAAAACCAUGAUUAUGUUGUUUUCCAGAAAGGGCAGAGCAGAGAUUUUCUGCAUUAAAAGUGCCUUUUUUAAAUGUUUUAUUCCAUGAGUUAUUUAUUUUUUUAGGUGAUAAAAUGUAAUAUAUUUUUUACCCAAAAUGUUAUUUGGAAAUAUGAAUUAUGAUUAUGUCCACACACAUUGAGUCUAGUAUUUUAGAGUGGUGAACAUGAUUAUAUUUAAAUAACGCUCAUUUAAUUUUGAUGAAUUCAUGCAACAUAAAAUGCCUUAUGUGAAUUUAUACAGAUCAUCCACUGUCAAAAUGAGUAAUAAAACUAGUAAUACAAAUCCAAUGUUUCUACAUUGUUGACCUAGCAGAGAGCUACUGUUACUGCCACAAAAUUAAUACAUCAGUAAUACAAACCUUUUGAAUUUUAGAAAUAAUACAGAAAUAAUGUCUCUGGUGCCUGCAUGUGAAAUAUUCAUUAUUUAGAGAAGAAUGUUAAAACAAGUGUUACGUU